Nanorana parkeri is the source of this 1113-nucleotide messenger RNA. RefSeq names its product charged multivesicular body protein 5 (gene CHMP5). The record is from RefSeq and is a predicted model, not a curated record. The transcript has 8 exons. Gene Ontology annotation, biological process: late endosome to vacuole transport via multivesicular body sorting pathway; vesicle budding from membrane. Lineage: Eukaryota; Metazoa; Chordata; Amphibia; Anura; Dicroglossidae. The coding region runs from base 151 to 810 and encodes 219 amino acids. Gene Ontology annotation, cellular component: multivesicular body.
CUACUGGCUUGAGGUGUGCUGACGUCACGGGGCCGGCACUUCUCGCUCAGUUUCGCUGAAGCUUCCGAGGUCGGUGAUAUUUGUUUUGGGCGGCCGGUUGGAAGGGAUCGGAUUGUUCUACUAGUCUUUAUUCUACGAUCUUUGGAUACCAUGAAUAGAAUCUUUGGGAAAUCAAAGGCAAAAGGCCCUCCGCCCAACCUGACGGACUGUAUCGGAAGUGUUGAUGGCAGAGCAGAGUCGAUUGACAAAAAAAUAGCACGGCUUGAUGCAGAACUGGUGAAGUACAAAGACCAGAUGAAGAAGAUGAGGGAAGGUCCAUCUAAGAAUAUGGUCAAGCAAAAAGCCUUGCGGGUUCUAAAACAGAAAAGGAUGUAUGAACAGCAAAGAGAUAACUUAAACCAGCAAUCCUUCAACAUGGAACAAGCCAAUUAUACCAUUCAGUCACUAAAAGAUACCAAAACAACGGUGGAAGCAAUGAAAAUAGGAGCCAAAGAAAUGAAAAAAGCAUACAAGCAAGUCAAAAUUGAUCAGAUCGAGGAUUUGCAGGAUCAGCUGGAAGAUAUGAUGGAGGAUGCAAAUGAAAUCCAAGAAGCUCUGAGCCGUAGUUAUGGAACACCAGAAAUUGAUGAGGAUGACCUUGAAGCAGAGCUUGAUGCACUGGGAGAUGAACUGCUGGCUGAUGAAGACUCGUCAUACUUAGAUGAAGCAGCAUCCUCCCCAGCUAUACCAGAGGGAGUUCCCAGUGAUUCGAAAAACAAGGAUGGUGUGCUGGUGGAUGAAUUUGGACUACCACAGAUCCCUGCUACAUAAAUAUAAACCUUGGUACAAACUGCUAAAGUCUACAAACUGUCUUUUCAUCUUUUUUUUUUUCCCCCCCAGCUUUACAUUUAUCUAACAAUGUUAUUUUGUGUAACCGAACAAAAAUCAGAAACUGGGAUUUCAUAUUUUACCCUGGCUCAAAUUACUGCACCUUGUCUUUCAUGGGAAGAAAUAUUCAAUGUUGCACUGUGAUUUACUGGAAAGAGAUCUUUGCUCUGCUACCCAUGAGUCCUGUAUAGCACUACAUAUUUGCCAUCACCAUGGAUUGAUCAAUCGCCAGAUAUGCCAGCCCUC